GAAACCCUCGCUCAGACUUUCACUUCCUUGGGCUCCGCGCGCCAUCCAGGGGCCUGGUGAUCCCUGAACCCGUGCGGGUCCCCUCGGGAUCCAGCCCUCGCUUCACAGAGCUCCAGAUGGCCAACGGCCCCUGGCGGAAAGAGGAAGAGAGRGUCCCGAUCAGCAAUGGACCUAUGUUGAGAACCGGGGGUCCCCUGCGUCUCCGCGACUGGCUAGUGGCACAGAUCGAGAGCGGACUCUACGCCGGGUUGCGCUGGGAAGACCCGGACAAGACCCUCUUCCGCAUCCCCUGGAAGCACGCAGCCAAGCAGGGCUACCAGGCGCAGCAGGACGCAGCGCUCUUCAGGGCCUGGGCUGUGUACAAGGGCAAGCACUUGGAGGGUACUGACAAGGAGGACCCCUCCACCUGGAAGACGAGGCUCCGCUGUGCCCUCAACAAGAGCAUCGACUUCCGYGAGGUGCGCGAGCGCAGCCAGCUGGACACCUCCCACCCCUACAAGGUCUACCGGCUGGUGUCUGACCAUACCUCCCGCCCAGUUUCCAAGGUCCAUGCUUCUCCUGCAAAAGAGGGCACUCCCUCAAGUCAACAGCGACCCCMUGGAGAAGCAACUGGGCCUGCCUGCAGGGGACAUCAGGAUGGCUCCAGAUUAGCCACAGAGGAUGAGGACAAGGAGCAGCCCCCAAGGCUGGCCCAGCARGGCUCCUUGCCACCAGCCGCCCUCCUCCCAGACCCUUUGGCUGACCACAGGUACCAGGCACAGGACCUUGGACACCCCUGGAGCUCAGUGCCCUGUGAGGACUUCAACAGCCCUGAUUACUGGCUGCACGUGCGUCUUUUCUAUGGCCCGGCGCUGGUGCGCGAAGCCACCGCGCGCACCGCGGAGGGCUGCCAUCUUAGCCCCGGGACAGCUGCCUCCGCCGCCGCCCAGCGCCUGCUGGGGCCGCCCGCACGCUUGGCGCAGGUUCACUUCCCCGAGCCUCCGCCGGGCGCCCGCGUGCUGCGGCGCCUGCUGCCGCACCUCGAGCGCGGCGUGCUGCUGUGGGUGGCGCCCGAGGGCGUGUUCGCCAAGCGUCUGUGCCAGGGCCGCGUGUACUGGCGUGGCCAGCUAGCCCCGCACCGCGCGCAGCCCAACAAGCUGGAGCGCGAGCACACCUGCCAGCUGCUCGACACGCGCCGCUUCCUCGAAGAGCUGCACGCCCACCUGCAGGAUGGACGGCCCGAGCCRGAAUACCAGAUCCGCCUGUGCUUUGGCGAGGAGUACCCGGGUCCCCCAGACCAGCCGGAGGAGAGGCUCGUCAUGGCUCACGUGGAGCCGUUCUUCGCCCGUGAGCUGCUCCUGCACGCCAGGCGACUUCGCCCUGGCACCCCUCGGGGACCCCAGCAGGGCAUCCUGGAUGGCCUCACCCACCUUUGACAGUCAACCCCACUCGGGAUGCUUCCCCCUCUCCCACACACUAAAGGAAGCCCCACCACGGGGUGAGACACCCCAACCCUGCCCUCACUGAACCAGUGGACUUGGGGCCUCCCUCACCUAUUGCCCUGAUAACGRACAGCUUAGGCGUUGGUGGCCUUAACUCUCCCUGAAGGGAAUGGAUCCUGGAACGCCGAGGGGGUCGGAGGCCCAGCGCUGGGCCUAGAGCGUCAGCCGGAAAUAGAAUUCGACCUUGAGGCCCCAGGAAAAACAGUAAUGGGGUUAGAAACAGGACUAAAUYGCCUGUUGAAAGCCCAACACGUCAACAGCUGCUUAGAGCUAGUCUUAUGGUGCCAUUGGGUUCAUUUGCUUAAAGCCUAGUUGACCUCAGGGUGGUUCAGAGUGGGAACAACCAGUAGCAGUUGCUUGGCCUCUGAGGGACUCUGGGCUUCCAGAUCCUUCCUCCCAACUGCUGCUAGUCUCAUUCCUUUAUCUGAGGGUCAAUGAGAGGGAUCCGGAAACAGAGAAUUUGAACCCUGGGUUUCAGAUGCUGACCACUGAACCACCAGCACAGUCUUUAGAGAGUGAGGCAGGAUCCCAAACAUAACCCUAAGGCAGAGGCCACAGUGGCAAUCCAGUCCCUCCCCCAGCCCCACUCAUCUUCACAAACUGUGAGUCGUGGGGAGGAUUGGGAGGGUUCCCAACUGGAAGAAUUAACCUCGAUGUUAAAUMCCCCCGCCUCAUGGGUAAAGCAACAUUUUUCUUGCUUUUCUGAUUUCUGACUUUAUUUAUAGGAAUCCUCUUACAGAUGCCAACAUAAUAAAUCUUUUA
Messenger RNA from Urocitellus parryii (Arctic ground squirrel), 2243 nucleotides. RefSeq names its product interferon regulatory factor 4. The record is from RefSeq and is a predicted model, not a curated record. Gene Ontology annotation, biological process: regulation of transcription by RNA polymerase II; immune system process. Gene Ontology annotation, cellular component: nucleus. Gene Ontology annotation, molecular function: protein binding; RNA polymerase II cis-regulatory region sequence-specific DNA binding; DNA-binding transcription factor activity, RNA polymerase II-specific. NCBI's taxonomy places the organism in Eukaryota, Metazoa, Chordata, Mammalia, Rodentia, Sciuridae.